UGGGAAGCACCCACCCAGCAGACAGCUUGGGAGACUCUGGGGUUCCAGCUAUGGAUCCUGGCUGGGGGGCAGGAAGUGGGAGUCUCAGAGCCCGUGGGUAGCGGUGUCCAUAUGACAUGAUUGCUUAACCUUCCAAAUACCCACCGGGGGGGGAGAAAAGGUAGCCCAGCCAGGUGCUGAGCUGAGGGCAUGAAAAUGGAGGAGCGCUGCAAAUGAAGAUGCAGCAGCAGCAGCAGCAACCACAGCCGCAGCAGCAACAGCCGCAGCCGCAGCAGCAACAGCCGCAGCUGCAGCCGCAGCAGCCGCAGCAAGUGGCAACUGAGCAAUAGAGCUUCGGCCUGACGGCUACUCACUCCGCAGUAUUACCGCUCCUUCCAUCCCUGUGGGGGUCAUGUAACUGCGGCGACAGCUGGCUCCCACUACCUCCUCUCUCUCUCUCCUUUACCCGGCUAAGUCCUGUAUGCUACGAGCGACAAGAUGAAGAAGCAGUUCAAUCGGAUGCGCCAGCUUGCCAACCAGACCGUAGGCAGGGCAGAAAAGACGGAAGUUCUAAAUGAAGACCUUCUUCAGGUAGAGAAGCGCUUGGAGCUGGUGAAACAAGUAUCACAUAGUACUCACAAGAAGUUGACCGCAUGUCUCCAAGGACAACAAGGGGUAGAAGCUGACAAACGAUCAAAAAAGUUACCUCUGACAGCACUGGCCCAGUGUUUAAUGGAAGGGUCAACCAUCUUGGGGGAUGAAACACUUCUUGGCAAGAUGCUGAAAUUAUGUGGUGAAACAGAGGACAAACUAGCCCAGGAGCUUAUCCAUUUUGAAUUACAAGUAGAGAGAGAUGUGAUUGAGCCACUGUUUGUACUGGCAGAGGUAGAGAUCCCAAAUAUUCAAAAGCAGAGGAAGCAUUUAGCAAAGUUAGUGCUGGACAUGGAUUCUUCACGAACAAGGUGGCAGCAGACCUCCAAAUCUUCAGGUUUGUCCAGCAACUUGCAGCCAACAGGUGCCAAAGCUGAUGCCCUCAGGGAAGAAAUGGAGGAAGCCGCAAACCGAGUGGAGAUAUGCAGGGACCAGCUCUCAGCUGAUAUGUACAGUUUUGUGGCCAAAGAAAUUGACUAUGCAAACUACUUUCAAAUGUUGAUAGAAGUGCAAGCAGAAUACCAUAGGAAGUCAUUAACACUAUUACAGAAUGUUUUGCCUCAGAUAAAAGCACAACAGGAAGCAUGGGUAGAAAAACCAUCCUUUGGGAAGCCCUUGGAAGAGCAUCUGGCAGUCAGUGGAAGGGAAAUUGCAUUCCCUAUUGAGGCAUGUGUGACAAUGUUACUUGAAUGUGGAAUGCAAGAGGAGGGCCUUUUUAGAGUGGCUCCCUCUGCUUCCAAACUGAAAAAGCUGAAAGCUGCUCUGGACUGCUGUGUACUGGAUGUGCAGGAAUAUUCAGCUGAUCCUCAUGCCAUUGCAGGAGCUCUAAAGUCUUAUCUCAGAGAGUUGCCAGAACCUCUCAUGACCUUUGAACUCUAUGAAGAGUGGAUUCAGGCUUCCAACAUCCAGGAUCAAGAUAAGAUGCUUCAGGCCCUGUGGAAUACAUGUGAAAAACUUCCCAAGGCUAAUCAUAACAACAUCAGAUACUUGAUCAAAUUUUUAGCUAAAUUGUCAGAAUUUCAAGACACAAACAAGAUGACUCCCAGUAACAUGGCUAUUGUACUAGGACCCAACUUGUUGUGGCCACAGUCAGAUGGGAAUAUUACUGAGAUGAUGACCACAGUUUCUCUGCAGAUCGUUGGGAUCAUUGAGCCCAUCAUCCAACAUGCUGAUUGGUUCUUCCCUGGGGACAUAGAGUUCAAUGUGACAGGUAAUUACGGGAGUCCUAUACAUGUGAACCACAAUGCCAAUUACAGCUCAGUACCCUCUCCUGAUAUGGACCCUGCUGAUCAGCGACAGCCUGAGCCAGCCCGGAGGCCCCUCAGUGUGGCUACUGAUAAUAUGAUGUUGGAGUUUUACAAGAAGGAUGGCCUUAGGAAAAUCCAAAGCAUGGGUGUGAGGGUUAUGGAUACAUCUUGGGUGGCCCGAAGAGGUUCCUCUGUCACCCGAAAAUCAUCUUGUACCCCACCAACUGUGCAGCCUCCUGCACCACCUUCUGACCUUGCUGUUCCACCUCAGUCACCAGUUCCUGAGGAGUUACUUGACAUUUCAGCAACUUCAUCCCAUCCUCCAUCUAACUUUGGCUCCCAGUCUAUGGCUGAGCAGACAAGCACUUUACAAAGCAAGGAGAUUUCUCCAGGGUCUGGGCAAAAGGAGAGUCAAAGCUCCAGUCAUGGGGUCCUCUGUGUGAGUACACAGCCGAUGACUUCUCUCAGCCAACCACCCACAGAUCAGAGCCCUCACACACUCCGGAAAGUUUCAAAGAAGUUGGCACCAAUACCACCCAAGGUCACCUUCAGUCAGUUAGGUGGUAUGACUGACCAGUCUGCUGGCCAGCCAUCCCCAGUCAGCCUGUCUCCUACACCACCAAGUACCCCUUCUCCCUAUGGACUGAAUUACCCUCAAGGUUACUUACUGGUUUCAGGCCAGCUUCCCCCUGCUACAACGCUCUCCCUAUCUACUCCCGUCAUCACAAGCACUUUAUCCAAAUCUCGGCCCACUCCUAAGCCCCGACAGAGGCCCACGCUGCCACCUCCACAGCCUCCUACAGUAAACACUUCUGGCUCUGGUUCACAGUCUGUGGACCACCUUGUGAUAGAUGGCAUGUCCUCUGGGGAAAGCAUGUCUACAGCUGUUUGACAAUGAGUGGCGCAAUUGUGGAUAAGUAUGAGGGGGAUUUUCAGGCUAGAAUGGGGUUGGCCUAUCAGAGCCAAGCCUUGAUAAGAAUGUUUUCUGGAGCUGCCCAAGAAACAAGAAAUAAACUCCUUUCCAUAAAGGUCAGUGAAAGGGGUUCACAAGGUUGAACGACUUCAUUUUCCUUUGUUUUGUGGGGAGCAGUGCUACAGAAGAUCUAUUUUGCUUCCCCCUCAAGUUGCUCUGGGUACAUAAUGACCAAACAGUGGUAGGUAUGUAAAAGUGUAUUAAAUAUAUAUUAUAUAUUCAAUCAGCCUUGUGCUGUAUCUUGCCAAAUGACAUGACAUAAAUAAGAACAAACCCAAAGGAAGAGAAAGCACACAUUUUGCAAGUUCUUUUUACUUUGGGGGUUGGGGGUAAAGGAUUGUAGUUUUCAGGCUUCUUAUCUGAGGAUGCUAGGAGUUACUUUCAAAUUUCCACCAGAAAAAAUCUGACUCAGGUUGCUUGCAUUGCAUCAUCACAGAUCUUUUAAUUUUUUUCUUUGAGGCAGGGUGGAGUCAGAAGGUAGAGGCAGGUAGAUAAUCCCAUUUGAAAAACCUGCACUUUGCUGUUUCCACUAUCCAGUGUUUGGAGCUCUGCAGCUCCUUAAUGAUUCCACAUUUCUUUAACACUAGCUUAGCAGUCCUUGAGAACCCAUUUAAGGCAGUGUAGAUAACAGGAUUAAAUCAAACUACAGUUAUAAUUUUUAUGUUAACUCAAACAAAGGGUAAUUUUACAAGUUAAAGAUGUUCUAGGAUUUCCACAUACACAAUGGUCUUAUGGUGGGCACUUUUUUCCUGCUAGUCAUAGAAAGUCCUUUCCAUCCCACCCUGACUCCCAUGAGGAAAAGGUCUUUGCAAGGGAACUAAAGUAACCUUAAGGGUAAUCAAAGGGGAUUUUAGAUCUGUCAUAACAGGGGAUAGUUGCCAGAUCUUCUUUAUGACAAGGUGUCUGUUUUGGGCCAGUGUAUUGUGACUGGAAUUAGAGUUAGAGAUCCAAUUCUGGUCAAUGCACCUCAUGUGCAACUGUUUCUUCAAGUGACAGAGAUCUAAUCUAUCUCCAGCUAUUUCUAGGCUUGUUGGGGUAAGGAGCCCAGCGAAGCGCUGCUUCUAUAAAGGGGGUGGGAAGCAUCAAAUUUACCUUCUUAAGCUCUUCAUGGGAAUUGGCUAGGCAAUUAACUGGGGUUUUUUUCUCUCCACUAUGACACUGAAAUAGGACAAAAUUACCAAUAUAGGGUUACUUCAUAAUUUAGUGCAAUAUGAAGUGACUACUGUGAACUGGAAUUUGGGGGUAGAAUCUAUAUGUCUUAGCCUCUCCACAACCUUAUUAUGAGUAGGGAAAAUAGGAACAAGAGCCUAAUCACAAACAUCUCUCAUCUUUGCAUUAAAUAGUAUGCUGUCAUAAAUGCAUCAUCUCUUAAAAAAAAAAGUGUGUACGAGUGUGUGUGUUGGGGGGGUGGGGCAGGGAGGGGAGGUUGUAGUGUGAUGAUGGUAAUGGGAUGAGCCACAACUCCCUGCUUCCUAAUGCUGACUCUACUUCCAUCUUUUUAGCAAGAGGCAUUAUUUCAAUUAUUUUUCUCUGCCCAUUUCCAGAUCUUGUCCACUUUGAUAUCCCUUCUAUCCACGUAGAGCUUGGUUCUUCACUCCACCCCGGUCUCCUGGAGCACAUGACAAGACAAUCAGGGAAUGAGAAAAGAGACUCAGAGGAAGAGUCAGAAAGCACUGCCCUUUGACACU
Molecule: messenger RNA, 4538 nt
Organism: Dromiciops gliroides (monito del monte)
Lineage: Eukaryota; Metazoa; Chordata; Mammalia; Microbiotheria; Microbiotheriidae
Gene: ARHGAP44
Product: Rho GTPase activating protein 44
Exons: 22
Coding region: 478-2769 (763 amino acids)
Biological process (GO): modification of dendritic spine; positive regulation of GTPase activity; regulation of actin cytoskeleton organization
Cellular component (GO): intracellular anatomical structure; leading edge membrane; cytoplasm
Molecular function (GO): GTPase activator activity; protein binding
Source: RefSeq, a predicted model, not a curated record